Homalodisca vitripennis (glassy-winged sharpshooter) is the source of this 1232-nucleotide messenger RNA. It is a transcript of the gene Pcmt, whose product is annotated as protein-L-isoaspartate(D-aspartate) O-methyltransferase. The transcript is spliced from 7 exons. Gene Ontology annotation, molecular function: protein-L-isoaspartate (D-aspartate) O-methyltransferase activity. The record is from RefSeq and is a predicted model, not a curated record. NCBI's taxonomy places the organism in Eukaryota, Metazoa, Arthropoda, Insecta, Hemiptera, Cicadellidae. Gene Ontology annotation, cellular component: cytoplasm. Bases 346 to 948 code for a protein of 200 amino acids. Gene Ontology annotation, biological process: protein modification process.
UGUAUGGUUAGUUGCAUCAAAAUUGUGUUUGGAUUAGUGCUUGUCAUCACUUUAAUUACACUUUGCUACUUGAGCUACUCUGCUAUGGCGUGGCGUUCCCACGGCCGUUCCAACUUGGAUCUCGUUAAAAAUCUUAGAGUGCUUCUGCCAUUGAUGGUAACAUUUCUGGAACUCAUCUUCUGUAAUAUCCUCCAAGACCCUCGUCACAGCUUUUUGGACAUCUUGUGUUUGAAAAUGGUGUCCCUUCACCGCCAUAAUGACUCUUGAAAUAGAACAAAGUCGCACGGAGCGAUAUCUGGUGAAUAAGCAAACAAAGUGAUACGAAGUGAUGAAGUUGAGAGUGUCAUGUCCAGAGUGGACAGAGGUAGAUAUGUCACACACAACCCUUACAUGGAUGCUCCCCAGGGCAUUGGCUAUGGUGUUACUAUCAGUGCUCCUCAUAUGCAUGCUUAUGCACUGGAGCUGCUGAGGGACCGUCUAACAGAGGGAGAGCGUGCCCUGGAUGUGGGUUCAGGUUCCGGCUACCUGACAGUCUGCAUGGCGCUGAUGGUGGGAGAAACGGGACGGGCUGUCGGGAUCGACCACAUCCCAGAGUUGGUUAACUAUUCAUACGACAAUGUCAUGAAGGACAAACCCGAGUUGCUGGCAUCUGGGCGUGUCAAACUUGUAGUGGGCGAUGGAAGGCUAGGACAUCCAGAAGAAGCUCCAUACAAUGCAAUCCACGUGGGUGCUGCUGCCCCCAUUCUACCACAAGCGUUGGUAGACCAGUUGAAGCCUGGUGGUCGUCUGAUUGUGCCCGUCGGACCGGCCAGUGGGGACCAGAAGCUGGAACAGAUAGACAAGAACGCUGACGGGAGCGUGACUCGUACCGCACUUAUGGGUGUUGUCUAUGUACCACUUACCGACAAGGAGCGGCAGUGGCCCGGUCCGAGUUGUGAGAUUUGCUGAGUGAGAUUGAUUCUCGUUAACUACAAAGUUCUAAACACAAAGCUUCAUACUUUCUACACGAAUUUAUAAUUUGACUUUGAUUUUAACGUUAAGUGAGUGCACUUGAAGUAAAGACUAUGACUGCCAUGUUGAUAUUGUAAAUAAACAUACAUGUUGAUUUUUAUUUAUUGUGUAACUUAACUUAUUUCUUGUUGAACUUUAUAUUGAUUUCUUGUGAAACAUAGAUUUUAGACAAGUUUUUUGCUUGAUUUGUACACUUGCAAAUAAAGGAUUGUUAUUUUGUA